This is a messenger RNA of Brachypodium distachyon (stiff brome), 968 nucleotides long. RefSeq lists its product as uncharacterized. The transcript has a single exon. The record is from RefSeq and is a predicted model, not a curated record. NCBI's taxonomy places the organism in Eukaryota, Viridiplantae, Streptophyta, Magnoliopsida, Poales, Poaceae. Bases 353 to 844 code for a protein of 163 amino acids.
UGUUACCAGACCAACGAACUUAAGACCUCGGUAAUUCAAACUGCGUAACCAUGCUAGUUAGCAUAAAUUACAUUACAGAUCCUUCACCAAGUAGUAGCACUAUAUAAGUACACGCAUAGUCGUGUGCAGGAGACAAGAGGUGAAUAUAAAUUCGUGUCCAAAUCUUGGAUACUUCCACAGACAACAGGGUUCACCUACUCGAUUGUCCAUGAUCUUGUCCUACUAAUCAGCACGCACGCGCACACGGGCAUUUCACCUGUUCCAUUUGCAAAACCAGAAGGGGGCAUCAAAGAGUCCAGAUCCAAACCAAGAAGCUAGCUAGCUCCAUCCAGGUUUCAUCAACCGUUGGGAGAUGAAUGGCUACUCCAACCUCGCCUCCUCUUCGCCGCCUGCAACGGCGGCGGCCAGUGCUGGCGGCGGCGGCCGAGCCAGGCGAUCGCUGGAGCUGACCAACACCAAGGAGACCAAUGCGUGGGAAGGGCUGGCCAUUGGGGCGGUCACUCUUGCCAGGACCUUCUCCACCGGCUCCCACAGGCUCUGCAGGUCGGGCGAGAAGGUCAGGGCCGCCGGGCACCUGCCGGGCGCGCUGAGGAGGGCGUUCUCCAUGAGGCGGCACCCGGCUGCUCCUGGAAAGGGGGAUGGGUACUACUGGAGGAUCCACGACAUGGAUGGGGGCAGCGACGGUGAAGGCAAUGCUUGCGAGGAGCGUGACGAGAAGGAGGAGGAUGAGGAGGAGCAGGGGAAGAAGAAGGAGGAGGAAGGUGAUGUGAAAGAGGAGGCCAAGGGAAUGACGAAGAAGAAGAGAGGUAUUUUCAAGGCAUGUAAGAAGCUUUUCUGGUUGUGAAUUGUGACAGCAACUUGUUCAUAGCGAGCUGCUUCGGCUGUGAUGAAAAUUAAGGAAAUGUUUCAGUACUGCGCCUGUGUGCUGAAUUGCUGAUGUUUAUGUGCCUCUUCACUCGUUGCUGAUC